AGAAGGAUGAAAUAUACACGAAAUAUACUAUUUUUAGCGCUUGAGAAUCUUCGAAUGUUUUUUCACAUCCAUGGCAGCGAUACUCGAUUUGAAUAUUUUCAAUGAAAUUUACAAAACCCCCUUCCCGACAUCAUUUGUCUCACUCUCGUGUCCUGAUUUUUUGAACUCUCUCUCUUCAGGGUUUGAAGCUGGAUUUUGUCUCUCUUCGGGGUUUGAAGCUCGACUCUCUCUCUCUCACCCCCACGGUUCGAUCUUAGUAUCUCUCUCUAAGAAUUAGAAGUUCUCUCUCUGGCAUCGCCUGUUAAUGUGAUUUUUUCUUGGAGGUUUGAAUUUGAGACUCUCUCUCUUCAGAGCUACCAUCUUUGAGACUGUCUCCCUGAGUAAUGGGUUCCAGGACCAGUACAUUCGUGAUCAGGUGGGUCAACCUGCUCACCAUGCUGUUAGCUUUUGGGGUUAUAUGUUAUGGUAUUUGGAUGAGCACUCAUCAUGACGAAUGCCACAAAUAUCUCACUCUCCCUGUAAUGGGGCUUGGUGCUGCUAUACUCAUUAUAUCUUUAAUAGGAUUUUUGGGCGCGCUGAAGGACCUACCAAUACUACUAUGGAUUUACCUGUUGAUUUUGUGCCUUAUCUUGGUUGGAAUCCUGGUUGUCACUGCCCUAUUGUUUAUUGUGACAAGUAAUGGAUCUGGUCAUUAUGUUUCUGGGCAAAGAUACAAGGAAUUCAAGCUUCAAGAUUACUCUUCUUGGUAUCAAAAACAACUAAACAAUUCACAAAAUUGGAGACGGUUAAAGAGUUGUCUUGUGAAGUCUGAAGACUGCAAAACUUUGCCUAAGCUUUACAAGACUCUCAAAGAAUACAAAAAUGCGGAGUUGAGCCCGAUUGAAGCUGGUUGCUGCCGGCCACCAUCUGAGUGUGGUUAUCCAGCCAUUAAUGCUUCUUACUAUGAUUUGAGCUUUCAUCCAGUCAGUGGCAACAGGGAUUGCAAGCUCUACAAAAACUCCCCAUCUAUAAAAUGCUACAACUGCGAUUCCUGCAAAGCUGGAGUAGCACAACAUUUGAGAACAGAAUGGAGGUUGGUGGCAAUUUUUGAUGUCAUUCUUUUUGUUGUUUUGUCGGCCCUUUAUUUUGUCGGUUGCUGUGCGAGAAGAAGCGCUGCUCGGGCUCGGUCAGCCAAAGCUCGGCGAUGACAUGAAUUUACCAGGAAGGUUUUUAUUCAAAGAAAUUUUGAGUGGUAGUUAUGAGGCCUUUAUUUCAAUUUGCAAUGUAUGCUCUUUUUGGAUUUUGUUUUUUUUGGAUUUUUUUUUGGUCGCGAGGGAAGGAAGAGAGAGCUUAUGGUGGUUCAAUUUAAAGAUUUACGUAUAGGGCUUGCAGCGGGUUUGGUCUGGCCGGAUUUGGACUUGGACCCAAAUCCAGAAAAAUUUAUGGGACCUGUAUCCGACCGAACCCGAAGAUAUCGGACUCAUACCUGGACUUGAUUGGACUUGCACCCAAAAAUAUGUAUAUAUUUGAUUGGACUUGGAUCCAAAACUAUAUUAAAAUGUUAUGUUAAAUA
This is a messenger RNA of Amborella trichopoda, 1552 nucleotides long. RefSeq names its product tetraspanin10 (gene TET10). Gene Ontology annotation, cellular component: membrane. Gene Ontology annotation, biological process: auxin-activated signaling pathway. Lineage: Eukaryota; Viridiplantae; Streptophyta; Magnoliopsida; Amborellales; Amborellaceae. The record is from RefSeq and is a predicted model, not a curated record.